UAAAAAAAACCUAUACACUACAAUCGACAACUCUGAUAACACGUUGAUAUAUACAAGUUUAAUAGCGAUAUAUUAUCAGAAAAAUACUAAUCAGUGUGAUAAUAUUAAUUUGGGGGAUUUAUAAUAAUUAGAACCAAAUGUUAAUCGUCUGCUUUUAAAGAUGGCGGUUCGACCUUUGUCUCCGGAAUUGGCGGAAAAAGCACGUUUAGAACUAAACGAAGAUCCUAAAAAACUUGAAGAUGGAAUACAACAUCUCAAGGAAUGGAUUGUUAAGCAGCCACACUUACGUGCCAGAACCGAUGAUCAAUGGUUGGCUACAUUUCUGAGGGGAUGCAAAUUUAGUCUUGAGCGAGCAAAAGAGAAAAUUGAUCUAAAUUACUCAUCGAGGAGUACUGCCCCCGAACUUUAUACUAUAAACCACAGAAAUCCUAAGUUUAAAGAGAUUUUGAAUUUAGGCUCCGGUCUCGUUUUACCCAAAUCACUGAAGCCCACAGAUCCAAGAGUAAUAUUAAUUAGGCCGGGUGCAUAUGAUCCCGCCAAAUAUUCUCUGACUGAUAUUAUGUCAGUUAUGGGUACUAUAAUGCGGAUAAUGUAUGUAGAAGACGAUGCGUUUGUGGUGUGCGGCGGGGUAAAUAUAAUGGAUUUACAGGGAGCGACUAUGGCUCAUGCUGCACAGGCCUCGCCGGCUAUGAUGAAGAAAAUGGCUGUUCUUGGCCAGGAUGCUGCCCCCACUCGCAUAAAAGGUUCUCAUUAUUUAAACACACCUCCAGGGUUCGAAACUAUUCUCAACAUCGGUAAAUCAUUCCUCAACGAAAAGAACAGAAACAGGUUGCACGUGCACAACAAAGAUUUCGAAUCGCUAUAUAAGCACGUGCCUCAAGAGGUCCUACCCGCGGAGUACGGAGGACACGGAGGGACUUUCCAGGAAAUUAUAGAUUACUGGCAGAGGAAGGUCGAAGAGUACAGCGACUGGCUCGACGAGGACCUGAAGUACGGCACGGACGAAGCCAAGCGGCCCGGAAAACCCAAAACAGCCCAGGACAUGUUCGGCAUUGAUGGCUCCUUCAGGCAAUUGGAAUUCGAUUAAACAUCUCAUUGCCAUUUAACCAUGGGCCCUUGCUUCGUUUUCGAGUGCAAAAUUGGCAAGCUCGUGGUCUGGAUUCGGCCUGCAGUAUGCCAAAGUAGCAAUGCGCCAAAGAGAAUUUUAUUAAACUGAAACUACGAGACACACAUGUGGAAGACACUGUAUAAGCUGCUAAGCUACGCUGUAUAAUUUUUUUAGUUUUUACCUGCAUUGGAAAAACCAUGCAGAGACAAUAUGUUCGAAAUUGGAUAGAUUUGUGUUUGCCUUGAGAAAACUUAUUAAAACAGUCUCGACAGAAGCUGCAAUUACAGCCUACUACCGCCAUGUGUCUUCUACUUUAAACUACGGUCUCCUACUCUGGGGGAACUCUGUACAUGUCGAGGAAGCUUUUAAACUACAAAAAAAUGCGUCCGCGUAACCGCAAAUGCAUGGAUAACAGCCA
Molecule: messenger RNA, 1526 nt
Organism: Cydia pomonella (codling moth)
Lineage: Eukaryota; Metazoa; Arthropoda; Insecta; Lepidoptera; Tortricidae
Product: alpha-tocopherol transfer protein-like
Exons: 7
Coding region: 161-1087 (308 amino acids)
Cellular component (GO): membrane
Molecular function (GO): phosphatidylinositol bisphosphate binding
Source: RefSeq, a predicted model, not a curated record